CUUUGAAUUUCCUCUUUCGGGUUUUGAUCAGUUAAAAGCUUAAAAUAAACAAUAUUUUAUGAUAUAAGAUGAGAAUUAUAUAGAGCAAUCCCUCGAAACCAUCAAAGCUCUCCGGUUUAUCGGGCGAUGUAGCUGUAACCCCUUCCGCAGACAACCUCGCUUUUGGGUUUCUCAAACCCUUCCUCCACUGUCCACACUCCGCACUAGCACAGUCUCUCUCUCUAAAUCUCUAUAUAUAUAGAGAGACUGUAGAUGUUCUUUACAAAUACAUACCCUUGCCGAAGAAUCCAAUCUUUUUCUAUCUGCUUCUACACUUCAUCAUCACCAUAGAACAUCUCCGGCAUGACGAACAACCCAUCGGAAGGCUUAGGCGACGAUUUCUUUGAUCAAAUCUUAGGGAUUCCAACUUACACGGGCAACGAGUCUGCUUUGGCGGGAACGGCAGCAGGGGCAUCAUCGAUGGUUCUGCAGCUGAGCUCCGGCGGAGCGUCUCGUCAUGUGCCUAGUGGUGGUGGGUAUCAGGGGACAACGCCAGUCUUUCCCUUGGGAUUAAGCUUGGAACAGGGGAAAACUGGUUUUAUGAAACCGGAGGAAGCUUCCGGAAGCGGUAAAUUGUUCCGAGAAGGUGUUGAUGCAAAGCUUCCUACGGGAAAGAACGACAGAGACUCUGUGCAGUUGACGACGAGUAUGUUCCCGGGGUUUGGACAUGUACAGACGCACUCGUUCUGGCCUGCUGCACCUCAGGUCCAUCAGCCUUUCCACAGUCAAUCUACACAGCCUGCGGUUCCCGCUGCGCCUCAUUCACAUGCACCGGGCAUCCGUCCUAGAGUGCGGGCCAGACGAGGGCAAGCCACUGAUCCCCACAGUAUUGCCGAGCGAUUGCGUAGGGAGAGGAUAGCAGAAAGAAUGAAGGCUUUGCAGGAACUUGUACCUAGCUCCAACAAGACAGACAGAGCAGCCAUGCUUGAUGAGAUCGUGGAUUAUGUGAAGUUUCUCCGGCUUCAAGUAAAGGUUCUGAGCAUGAGCAGACUUGGGGGAACUGGUGCAGUGGCACAGCUUGUAGCUGACAUCCCACUAAACUCAGUUGAGGAGGAAGGCAGUGAAAGUGGAAACAACCAGCGAACAUGGGAGAAGUGGUCAAACGAUGGCACAGAACGGCAAGUAGCUAAGCUUAUGGAAGAAGAUGUUGGGGCAGCAAUGCAGUUCCUGCAAUCCAAGGCACUCUGCAUCAUGCCACUAUCGCUUGCCUCAGCCAUCUACCACACGCAUCAACCGGACAACUCGACACUAGUGAAGGCGGAGUCCAACGCCCCUUCAUAGAUUUAACAGCAAGGCAACACAAUUGCACGUGCCCAUCGAUGACUCCCUACAUUCUCCCAGGGCCAAUCUCCCCUUAAUGCUCUUAUUCCAAACCCACCAAUUUAUAAUUUCUACUGGGGAUGGUUACUACCGACGAAUUUCGCUAGCCACAUUGCAAUCAAAGUCAGAAACCAUAAUAUCACUUUUGCCUUUCUCCCUAUUUCGUCAAACAAGCUCUGAUGUCAAGCUAGAAGAGAGGGGGAAAAAGUUGCAGUUUCUCCGCAUGUCAUGCUGGAUUCAAGCCAAGU
Molecule: messenger RNA, 1607 nt
Organism: Telopea speciosissima
Lineage: Eukaryota; Viridiplantae; Streptophyta; Magnoliopsida; Proteales; Proteaceae
Product: transcription factor UNE12-like
Exons: 7
Coding region: 343-1320 (325 amino acids)
Biological process (GO): regulation of transcription by RNA polymerase II
Cellular component (GO): nucleus
Molecular function (GO): protein dimerization activity; RNA polymerase II cis-regulatory region sequence-specific DNA binding; DNA-binding transcription factor activity, RNA polymerase II-specific
Source: RefSeq, a predicted model, not a curated record